Messenger RNA from Megalops cyprinoides (Indo-Pacific tarpon), 1696 nucleotides. RefSeq names its product otolin 1b (gene otol1b). Bases 73 to 1677 code for a protein of 534 amino acids. The transcript has 7 exons. Gene Ontology annotation, molecular function: protein binding. Lineage: Eukaryota; Metazoa; Chordata; Actinopteri; Elopiformes; Megalopidae. The record is from RefSeq and is a predicted model, not a curated record.
GGAAAAAAAAACGUAACAAAAUCACACUGUGAUGUCCUGCAAGGUGAAGCGUAGCAUGUUUCAUACGAGUAAAUGCAGGAAUACACUGACUCUGUAUUCAUUUGGAGCAAACUGUGCUCGCAAGAGGAUGGAGGCCAGCGUGAUUCUGUGUGGCACCUGGAGUUUUGGGACAUGACGCAGAGGACCGUCUUAAAACCAGAUACUACGAUGACACCACUUUCCCUUCACUUGGUCUUCCUGGCAGCUGCAGUUUUGGUGGUGCAGCUGAUGGUGAAUCAGGCAUCGGCUAAAACCACACCACGGCCUAAAAACCAGUACACCAAGAAGCCCCUCGUCCCCCAGGAGCUGCCCCGGACCACCAUCACUGCAAGGAUGUCCAGUACUGCUAGGACAGUGGAGACCACCCACUCCAUGGACGUCUUCCCCCCGACCACCACCGACAGCACCACCUACCUCAGUGGUGCCUUCCCAGAUUACCACACCAGUAGCACACCACCCCCUGGUGUUGGCCAUGAAAACUACACUCUGGACUACAACGAGUGCUACUUCAACUUCUGCGAGUGCUGCCCACCGGAGAGAGGCCCCCGGGGCCCGAAGGGGGACAGAGGGCCACCAGGUGCACCCGGUCAGAAGGGGGAGGUAGGACCCACGGGACUGCCUGGACCCAUGGGCCUUGCUGGAGUUACAGGAGGAAGAGGAGACAAAGGAGAAAAAGGUGACCAAGGAAACAAUGGAGUUGCUGGAACACCAGGAAUUCCGGGCAAACAAGGAGAGAAAGGUGACCAGGGCUCCAAGGGAGAAAAAGGUGACAUUGGCUUUCCCGGGUUCAAAGGUGACCACGGUGAGAAGGGCGACCCCUGUGAGAACGGGACAAAGGGUGAGAAAGGAGAGCCUGGACAGGAGGGGCCUGCAGGACCACCAGGGCUGGCAGGGGAGAAGGGGGCGAAGGGCGACCCCGGAGAUAAGGGGGACUGCGGGAUGUUCGCAGAUAGAGGACACAAGGGGGAGAAAGGGGACCCUGGCCCUCCAGGUCUGCCGGGUCCCCCAGGAAUGGACGGAACACAAGGAGCCCCUGGAGCCCCGGGAGCAGUGGGAGAUCCAGGAAAACCCGGACCUCCUGGGGCGAAGGGGGAGCCAGGGGGGCGAGGGCCCCCAGGUCCACCAGGGGGGAGGGGCAUGAACGGGCCAAAAGGCGACAGGGGUCCCCCAGGGAUGAGGGGAGAGCGGGGGCCGAGGGGGAUCAAGGGGGCCAAGGGCGCGAGCGAGGUGCAGAGGCGGUCGGGGUUCAGCGUGGGCCUGUUCCCCAGCAAGUCCUUCCCCCCGCCCGGCUUCCCCGUCAAAUUCGACAAGGUCUUCUACAACGGCGAGGACCACUACGACCUCAGCAGCAGCAAGUUCAACUGCACCCACCCCGGCGUCUACGUCUUUGCCUACCACAUCACCGUGCGCAACCGGCCCCUGCGUGCCGCCCUGGUGGUCAACGGCGUGAGGAAACUGCGCACACGCGACUCCCUCUACGGCCAAGACAUCGACCAGGCCUCCAACCUGGUGCUGCUGAGGCUGGCGGCGGGGGACCAGGUGUGGCUGGAGACGCUGAGGGACUGGAACGGGGCCUACUCCAGCAGCGAGGACGACAGCACCUUCUCAGGAUUCCUGCUGUACUCAGAUAAGGCCUGACUCCUCCCUUCCCCUGUCA